AGACUCACAGACACCAGGCUAAACAUAUUAACCUAACUGAGACAAAAUGGAAAUUAUUUCAUCAAAAUGCUUCAUUUUAUUGACUUUAGCAGUUUCAAGCUUCUUAACAUCAAACAUCUUUUGUACAGAUGAAUUGGUGAUACCCCAUUUUCACAGCAAAGAAGGUUAUGGAAAAUACUCCCAGCUGAGAGGAAUCCCAAAAGGGGAAAAGGAAAGAAGUGUCAGUUCUCAAGAACAAAAAGAUUGGGGGGCAAAGAAUGUUAUUAAGAUGAGUCCAGCCCCUGCCAACAAAGUACCCCACUCAGCAGCCAACCUGCCCCUGAGAUUUGGGAGGACCAUAGAAGAGAAAAGAAGCCCCACAGCACGGGCCAACAUGGAGGCAGGGACCAUGAGCCAUUUUCCCAGCUUGCCCCAAAGGUUUGGGAGAACAACAGCCGGAAGCAUCCUCAAGACACAGGCUGGUUUGCCACAGAAAUCCCUGCAUUCGCUGGCCUCCAGUGAGUUGCUCUACACCAUGACCUGCCAGCAUCAAGAAAUUCACAGUCCUGGUCAAAAUCAACCGAGGAGACGAGCGUUCAUGGAAACAGAUGAUGCAGAGAGGAAACCAGAAAACUAGGAACCCGCAAGCCCGGACUUCAAGAGGCUAUGAAACUGACCUGUGGUCUAAGCAGCUCUGUGGUGUUGACAAGGAGGAGCAUCGAUGAGAGCCAUUAUUCCUGUCAGUAUGGGUUAUGUUGUCAGUUGUUAACAGGAUCAGGGAUGCUUGUAAUGUAAGCUUGAAGGAACUUUUGUCAGAAUAAAACAGUAUUGUAA
Molecule: messenger RNA, 813 nt
Organism: Grammomys surdaster
Lineage: Eukaryota; Metazoa; Chordata; Mammalia; Rodentia; Muridae
Gene: Npvf
Product: neuropeptide VF precursor
Exons: 3
Coding region: 47-616 (189 amino acids)
Biological process (GO): neuropeptide signaling pathway; negative regulation of gonadotropin secretion
Molecular function (GO): signaling receptor binding
Source: RefSeq, a predicted model, not a curated record